Molecule: messenger RNA, 514 nt
Organism: Cantharellus anzutake
Lineage: Eukaryota; Fungi; Basidiomycota; Agaricomycetes; Cantharellales; Hydnaceae
Exons: 2
Coding region: 74-370 (98 amino acids)
Source: RefSeq, a predicted model, not a curated record
CUUUGAUGUAUUUGUUUUGAGAUCACACAUCCCAAACGCCCGUUACUGACGCAACAUUCCCAGUCUUGAUCAUAUGUUAUGGCUGCAUUCACGCACUCGUUUCAACCAGGUCAGAUCUGAGCUGGGAAUGCAGACUGGGUCCCCAGAAGGUCCAACCGAAAAGGACGUCACUGAAACUGAUGAUGAACUUGCUCGUGAGCUACUUUUUGGGUUAACCGGGGACGACCGGUAUAAAGGCCUCAGUGCUGAUGCGAACCGGUAUGUACCAAAUGUGGACAUUGAGACCGCGAAAGUUCAAAGGGCGAACGCAGAAGGAAUGGAGAAGGUUCGCCAUUCAUUUUCCCCUGCAUGUUUUUCCACCCCAUGUUGAUGUCUCCUAUAGGUUCUUACUUCCUUACUCACCCAGCGGUCCGUUGGUUCUCGUCACACUCACGAAGUGAAUCCUGGAGUUCCGGGGGUGUUACCAAAUGGGGUUAGGAUCAGAAUUGUGCUUUCUGCUCUUGUCAACGACCUG